AUGACCAUAGUCUCAAAUGGUUCCGCUUCGUGGCCAGCCAUCAACGCAAAUCGUUUUUACAGCUAUUUUGUAGUUGCUGCCUUCGUUGUCGUUACUUAUGAUUGGGCACUCACAUUCGGACAAGAGAGGCAGCGCUGGUCGCUAGUAACAUUUCUGUAUCUCAUUGUGCGCUACCUUGGAAUCCUCUUUGCUGCCCUGGAAAUCCUGAUUGAUGUUCUGACCAUUUCGCUGACAGAUACAUUUACCGCGGUACCUUUUAGCAGUGGAUGUUGGAUUCUGUCCAUCGCAUGGAACUGGACGGGUAUUGCGGUAUUUGCAAUACUGUGGAUCAUCAUCAUCACUCGGUUAUAUGCCAUGUAUCAACGGUCCAGAAAGAUCGUGAUAUUUCUCAUUGUCGCCUUCCUGGUUAACACCAUCUUCAUUGGAGUGGUAGCUAUACUUAUAACGGCACAUGCUUCAGUGGAGGAGUUCAUUCUUUCCGGCACUUAUCAGUGCUUGAUUGGCUAUCUCCCACUUCUGAUUGCUGUUAUGUGGAUACUCACCACUGUGUGGGAGGUCUUCACACUGUGUCUCGCAGUCUGGAUUGCAGUAAAACACUUCCGUGAACUGCGACGACAUUCGACAGGAGGGAUUAUGAAGGACUGUUUCACGGUUUUGAUGAAAACUCACCUGCUUUACUUUGCGAGCUUUGUUGCUGUUUCUUGUCUCCAGCUCGUUAUUCCGACAUCGUCCUCAACGGAAUAUUCCCUGGACAUUCAUAUUUAUUAUGGGUUUCUUCGGAUUUUGGAGGUCGUGCAGAUGUUUGUGUUGGGACCACGCCUGAUCCUUGGCGUUCGAGAAUUUAACGCAAAGCUCGUGGCCGACUCUGACGCAGCAACUUGUAUGACCUCGAUCGCCUUCCAGGAGCGCGUGCAUAUAUCGACUGGCAAUACUGUGUCCGACAUUGACAAUGUUUCAACCAAUAUACUGGAUACCCCUACUGUACCUACGAAGGAAAGCGGUGUACUGAACGGAAAGGUCGAGGAGUAA
Suillus bovinus is the source of this 1029-nucleotide messenger RNA. RefSeq lists its product as uncharacterized. The record is from RefSeq and is a predicted model, not a curated record. NCBI's taxonomy places the organism in Eukaryota, Fungi, Basidiomycota, Agaricomycetes, Boletales, Suillaceae. The coding region runs from base 1 to 1029 and encodes 342 amino acids. The transcript is spliced from 15 exons.